AAAAAUAGUUAGGUUAUGUCUUAACAAAGUUGUUUUCAAUUUACAGUUUUUAGUUUGUAAACAAAUUUUUUCUUCAGUUUUCGUUUAGACACAUUUUCUAGACAAAAAUGAAUCGCAGUCACAAGGAUAUUACCGAAAUUCUUCAGUUAGCCAAAUUCUAUAUUCAGAAUCUAGAAGGUUUGAAAACAGAAUUGACCAAUUUGCAAAAACAAUUUUGUAUCAAUUGUUUAGAAGCUGAAAAUAAUAUAAAGUAUACAUUUUCCAGCCUGAAAAGCAAACUGGAGAUAAGAGAGAAAGAAUUGCUGGAAAAAGCUGAGAUUGUGAAAAAUAGCGUUAUAGAGCCCCUUAAACAUUGCGAAGAAGUAAUUAAUUGUAAUAUUAAGACCACCAAUAUCCUUCUAACUGAAGGACCUCAAAUAUUACGGGAAAACGAUUCGAGAGCAUUUUCUGAGUUUGUAAGUAGAGCAGAGGACUUGGGACAUAUGCCAGAAAUACCAGCUGAAAGCGAUUUACCCUAUUUAGUAUUCCUUCAUGAGCCACUCGAUAGUAAUCAGUUAGAAUUUGCGCUGUCUGGCUUUGGCGAAGUGAUCAGUGCCCCACCUGUUCAGAUAAAAUCAAUUGUUGCAAAACCGUCAGCUCUAUUAGUUGAGUGGCAUCAGCCAGAUAGUACAGAUGACCACAUAAAGUACAUUAAAGAAUUCAAAUUGCAGAAAGUAGUAGGAAACGUUUUAAAGAACAAGAACCUGUCUGCUGGUUUCUCUGAUUGUUACAUUGGUUCAGAAUCUCAAUAUUUACUUAGAGAAAUUAUGAUUAAGGAGCCGUAUUCAUUUCGUGUUUCUUGCAAAUUCGACGGAGCUGCCGAUUGGAGCCCUUGGUCGGCUGCACUAGUAGGCUCAACAACGCUUCCAGGGUUUUCCUUUAAGAAAGUUAAUGGUGUCACUUUUUCUCUUGACGAAAAAAUUGUUUCUUUGGGUCAAAUUGAAAUCGGCAGUAAAGUUUUAUUCUCCAAUGGUCCUCAGGUGUCUUUCACCGAUUCAGUCGACUUCACAAUUUUAGAAGCUGAUAGUAAGUCGACUUGUAUUCUGGCAAUAACAACGAAGGAAAUUGAGAAUUGCAAAGACUUAAGACAAAUUAAUGAUGGAGUUUUGAUUGAUAGUGAUGGUAAAAUAUCAAUGUCUGGAACGGAAAAAUCCAUGGUUUUGUCAAACUUCUACAAAGGGCUUAAGGUCUCCUUUUUACUGCAGCUUAUAUGCUUAGGAAAAAUAAGAGUCCAUAUGGACUGCAACGACAAGCGAGUCACGUAUGAUUGGUUAGUUGGUGAUGCCUCAAGUUUGUAUUUCGCUUGCCAGUUGCCAACUAACAAAUGGAAAAUUAUGGUUGACUGACGCAACAUUUUGCAUACUCAUAUUGUAUACUCAUUGUAUUAUCACAUUUUUUAGCAUUUACUUCUCAGCAAUUUUAUGCCACUAGAGAACGAUAGUUGUGUUUUGUUGGUAUUCUAAUAAAGAAAAAUAUUUUGAAUAUUGCUCAAACACUUACCUCUUAUUAGUUUAUCUAAUGUUAAUAUUUCAACGUUUUGAAGGGCCUAAUAAAGGUCUAUCUAUAUUGGGUAUGUUGUAUGUUAACUUCUUGUGAUAACCCGCAAUAUAUUGUUUUUAUAUAAAUGUAAUUUCAAAUCGCAGAUAAUCCGUUGUAAUAUGAAUUAAAAUUUUAUAUUUAAUGAGAUUUAUUACUUAACUGUUGCUUAGCAUAAUUUUACUAGCUUUUUUUAACUAAUAAAUGAAACAGCAUAUUUUUAAAAUAAUAUAUUUACAUUUGAAUUGAGUGAUAUUUACAGGAAAGUUAAGCAAAAUAUUAAUCCUAGACACUUAUUGAUAUUCGUCGUACAUCACAUCUAUCUGCGACACUAUUUGCCAAUUUUGAAUUAAUUUUCUUAAAUUGGAAAGCCAGGAAAUGAUCCUGAAAUGGCCAUGUCCGUGUUGGCUGUACAUUUUAGGACUUUAAAUUGCACGUUUUCGCAUAUUUCACUUAAAAUAUUUUUUUAUUGUAAAAGCCUUACAAAAGAAAUCACUUAUACUACAGCGACUGAAUAAUCAUAGUAAAACCAUGUUAUACCAUUAAAUACAUGUAUGCAUAAAUAAAAGUAGGUAUAGAGUUU
Molecule: messenger RNA, 2158 nt
Organism: Dendroctonus ponderosae (mountain pine beetle)
Lineage: Eukaryota; Metazoa; Arthropoda; Insecta; Coleoptera; Curculionidae
Product: cytokine receptor-like factor 3
Exons: 6
Coding region: 108-1385 (425 amino acids)
Molecular function (GO): protein binding
Source: RefSeq, a predicted model, not a curated record